AUGAAACCAUCUAAACUGCAAGAUCAUCUGAGAAGAUGCCACCCUGAUAAAACAGAGAAAGAUUUGAAAUACUUUCAAACACUCAAAGAUAAAUUUCAGAAGAGACCUACACUGGACAGAAUGUUCGCUUCGACGUCACAAAGAAAUGAUGAUGGUUUGCGGACGUCUUACAAUAUCUCGUUACUUAUAGCAAAAUCAGGAAAACCGCAUACUAUCGGAGAGACGUUAAUUUUGCCAGCCGUUGAAGAGGUUUUAAAAACUGUUUUACACAAACCUGCAUCUGAUAUCAUUAAAAGAAUUCCCUUAAGCAACAAUACUGUUGAAAGACGUAUUGAGUUCUGA
This is a messenger RNA of Acanthoscelides obtectus, 342 nucleotides long. NCBI's taxonomy places the organism in Eukaryota, Metazoa, Arthropoda, Insecta, Coleoptera, Chrysomelidae. The record is from the annotation of a GenBank genome assembly.